AUGUCUUUGCUACUCGCCAAAAUAUUCGGUUGUGCAUUUAUAUUGGCAAUCAGUUGUGCGACGUUCAUUGGUGCCUUACAUGUGCCCUAUGAUAACCAUUUGGAAGUUCAAGGUGUGCAGUCGGCCAUCUACAAUGCUGGACCUUUAGGGAAUCACGCUGGCCUACUGAGUGCAGCCAAGGCCGUGAGCGAGCUGCAGUUGCCCAAAUUGGCCGAUGAUGUGGAGGCGCAUGAUUUUAGUAGCGCUGAUGGUGGGGGAGAAUCAGUUGGCGUGGCGGGCGAUCACUUGGAGGUGAAACAUUUCCCCGCCGAUUAUGGUGAGGAUCAUGGUGCUACAGCUGAAGAGUACGAAGAAGCUGACGGUGCGGCCACACAGCAUAUCGAAGAGAUUGCACAUCCCGACUUUGGUGGGCAUGAAUAUUUAGAGAAAUUGGAUUUCCACGGUGACUACCACGACGACUACCACAGGCAACCUGUGGUGGGCAUUGAUCAUGGCAAAGGCGCCUUCAGCUACAGCACUUUGUAUGAACACAAGCACGAACAGCCAAAGGAGUUUUAUUAG
Messenger RNA from Anastrepha obliqua, 561 nucleotides. RefSeq lists its product as uncharacterized. The record is from RefSeq and is a predicted model, not a curated record. The coding region runs from base 1 to 561 and encodes 186 amino acids. The transcript has a single exon. Lineage: Eukaryota; Metazoa; Arthropoda; Insecta; Diptera; Tephritidae.